This is a messenger RNA of Aspergillus niger, 855 nucleotides long. RefSeq lists its product as uncharacterized. NCBI's taxonomy places the organism in Eukaryota, Fungi, Ascomycota, Eurotiomycetes, Eurotiales, Aspergillaceae. The record is from RefSeq and is a predicted model, not a curated record. Gene Ontology annotation, biological process: mycotoxin biosynthetic process. The coding region runs from base 1 to 855 and encodes 284 amino acids. The transcript has 3 exons.
AUGUAUUCCUACGAGAAAGUCAACCGUGACGACGACAGCGACCAGGGGCUUCUGGCUGAGGACUCGGAGAGAGUCGCACCUCAGCCCAGAGUCUCUAGGUUCCCUAGCUGGACGAACGCCUUGCUGCUCUUGGGGCUCUUGUUUUCGCUAUCGCUGAACGUGGGAUGGUUUGUGUUCCAGAAGGGCCACAAUGUUCCCAUCCAGGACUUGGAUCCUGAUGCGGCCAUGGCAAAACAGCGUUCUCCUUACACCGGUCUCGCAUGGGAUACUCACAAGCCUUACUCCCACCACUCCGAGUAUACUAGCGAGAACGCGACCCAUGCGGAUGAGAUGUGGGAGAGCCUGAGCAUGGACCCCAUGGUUAUUGCUCCUACUUGGGAAUGGGCUCAGAGCAAGGGGCUGUCGGAUUCUUGGGCUUUCCCUUGGGAUUCGAACCGGAGGAUCUACUUCAUCAAGGUGUUCCAUCAACUCCACUGUCUGAAACUCAUGCGCCACUCGUACCAUGAGCUUUGGUCCGGACAAGAGAGCUCGAUCCCCGCUCCUCAUAUCGAACACUGCCUCGAUUCCCUGCGACAGGAUCUGAUGUGCAAGGCCGAUGAUACCCCCAUGCCAUCUCUUCAGCUGUUGAAUGGUGGUGGAGAAGGACAACAAAUGCAAUGCAAGGACUUCGAUAAGCUGGUAGCCUGGUCGAAGGCACCGGAACGCAAUGCUUGCUACAAGCGACUGACCGACUACAAGCCGAUCGUCCAUAGCAUUGAGCGCUAUGCCUUCUGUCCUGAGGAUAGUGAGCACUACCCGACGAUGAGCAAGUAUUUCGAGGAACACGGACAUUAUGCCGAUCCUUUUUCGGAAUAG